This is a messenger RNA of Geosmithia morbida, 816 nucleotides long. Its product is annotated as adenylate kinase. The record is from RefSeq and is a predicted model, not a curated record. Bases 1 to 816 code for a protein of 271 amino acids. Lineage: Eukaryota; Fungi; Ascomycota; Sordariomycetes; Hypocreales; Bionectriaceae. Gene Ontology annotation, biological process: ADP biosynthetic process. Gene Ontology annotation, molecular function: AMP kinase activity; ATP binding. The transcript has 3 exons. Gene Ontology annotation, cellular component: mitochondrion; cytoplasm.
AUGGGCAUCAUCGAGGACGAGGUUAAGCAAUUGAAGGAUGUCAUCGGCAACCUCGAGUCGCGCAUCAGGAGGCUCGAGGACCGUGGUGCCGGCUCGUCGCCGACCGCCGCCGAUCUCCGCAUGAUUCUCAUCGGACCUCCCGGCGCUGGCAAGGGAACGCAGGCCCCCAAGCUGAAGGAGCGAUUUUCUUGCUGCCACCUGGCUACCGGUGAUAUGCUCCGUUCCCAGGUCGCCAAGAAGACUCCCCUCGGUCGCGAAGCCAAGAAGAUUAUGGACCAGGGCGGUCUGGUCAGCGACGACAUCGUCAUUGGCAUGAUCAAGGAGGAGCUGGACAACAACAAGGAGUGCCAGGGCGGCUUCAUCCUCGACGGUUUCCCGCGCACCGUUCCUCAGGCCGAGGGCCUGGACGCCAUGCUCAAGGAGCGUAGCAAGGAGCUUCAGCACGCCGUCGAGCUGCAGAUUGACGACUCCCUUCUCGUUGAGCGCAUCACCGGCCGUCUUGUUCACCCCGCCUCCGGACGCAGCUACCACCGCACCUUCAACCCCCCCAAAGAAUACAUGAAGGACGACAUCACCGGCGAGCCCCUCAUCCAGCGCAGCGACGACAACGCCGAGGCCCUCACCAAGCGCCUGGGCACCUACCAUGCUCAGACCUCCCCUGUCGUUGGCUACUACCAGAAGACUGGGAUUUGGAAGGCCAUUGACGCCAGCCAGGAGCCCGGCCAGGUUUGGAAGAGCAUGCUCAACAUCGUCGAGCCCGAUUCCGCCAAGGGCCACGGUUCCACUAUUCUCUCCAGGCUCACUGGUUCCAACUAG